Molecule: messenger RNA, 2929 nt
Organism: Zea mays
Lineage: Eukaryota; Viridiplantae; Streptophyta; Magnoliopsida; Poales; Poaceae
Exons: 2
Coding region: 729-2441 (570 amino acids)
Source: RefSeq, a predicted model, not a curated record
UAGCUGGCGGCUCGCCUGUUUUUUCAGCUUUCUUAGCAUGUAAGCAACGAAUCGUAAUGUGGCUUUAGCUUCAAUACUGUCCUCCUCCUCCACCACCGCCGCCGACUGUCCUGACAGCUGCCGCCCUUUGCCUAGCUCGCCGUGCCUGCCGUCGAAUCCAUCGUUCUCGGCGUGCUCAAGCUACUGGAAAUGUAGAUGACACAAAUAGGAAUUGGGAGAAGCAUCUUUUAUUUGAGCACAUUUACUAUCUAACACUUAAUUAGAUUUUAGUUUGGUUAUUAGACUUAUUAAUGAUAGUUGAACUGGUUGUUUGGUUCUUAAAAUUGAGGCAAUCUUGUGGAGGUGUUUCUACUUUCAUUAUGUUUCAGUGAUGGUCAUUUUUUAUUACUAUGCUACUCCGAUGCUUACUAUGUCAGAUUGCUCAAGGAUGUUCCAUUUACAAAACAGACUUCCAAAAAAAUUCAAUAAUUCUCAGUCUUUGUUUUGUGUUUCAUGUACAUUCCAUGUUUAUGGAAACCUGGGGUGUACACCAUGAUACAAGUUGGCAUGAGCACUGGUUUCUGAUAUUCUGAUAAAUAUUUUGCACACAAAAUGCUUUAUGUAAUUAUGUUUGUAUGCAAUAAUAGAUUAUAUAAAGAUGUAAUCAUGUAGCAGAUCUAUUGCACUGGUGCCCUUCCGUAAAGCUAAUGCAGUCAGUAUUUGCAUAUACACAGUGUUGAGGAAACUAUAUGCACUGCUUGAAACCUACAAAGAUGGCAACAUUGUUGCAACUAUGGAAUGAUUGGGAACUACAGGCCUUGGUGCUUCUAAGUUUCAUAUUGCAAGUCUUCCUCUUCUUCUCUGGUGGUCUCCGACGGCAUAGCACCAAUGGAGGCCUGCGGCUUCUUAUUUGGUUGGCGUAUUUGAUGGCUGACUUUGUUGCAGUUUACACCCUUGGCCAGUUAUCCCGUCAAAAGACAGAUGCGACUAGACUUGGAGAACCUCACCAGCUCACGUUCUUGUGGACGCCUUUCCUUCUCAUUCAUCUUGGUGGGCAGGACACGGUAACUGCGUUUUCUGUCGAAGAUAAUGAGCUGUGGCUCAGACACCUGCUCAAUUUACUGACCCAAGUUGGUCUGGCCUUGUAUGUGUUCUGGAAGUCAGCAGCACACAGUUGGUUUCUAGCCUCAGCCAUCUUUGCCUUUGUUGCUGGAAUUAUCAAGUAUGGAGAGAGGAUAUGGGCACUCAAGUCUGCGAGCCAGAAAGCCCUCAGGAGCUCCACCAAGUCAGUAAUAGAUCAAUUUCCUGAGCUGGAAGAAGAUGAACAAGAGUUAGGAUACUUUACCAUGGUCAAGUUUGCUCUUUCUACCUCACCGGGUGUCAGAAACGUAUUCGUUGGACGCAAACUCGAACAGAUGGAGGUAGACAUACAGGCCGCAUUUACUGGCAGCCAAAUGGGGAAAAACAUACAAGGUGCAUUUAUCUGCUUAAGCAUCUAUAACGAAAACCAAAAUGGUGAGCUUGUUUUCAAGGUUAUAGAGAUUGAGCAGGGAAUCAUGUACGAGAACCUCUACACUAAGGCAAUGGUGCUCCGUACAUGGGCUGGCGCCAUGCUUCGGUGUGUCACGCUCAUCUCCCUUGUGGUUGCUUUUGCACUCUUUGUCGCAGAUAACAAGCGGUGGCAUCGUCACAGCAGAAUCGAUGUAGCGGUAACUCUUACACUAGUCACAGGAGCAUUCUGCCUGGAAAUCUGUGCCGUCGUUGUUAUGGUUUUGGCGUCACCGUGGACAUGGGCUAUCCUCAGGUCCUGCAAGUGCCGCAAGCUCUCCCGUGCUGCAUGGUGUAUUUUCAAGAGUGUAAGGCCGGAGUCUAGGCCGUUAUGGUCGAACUCGAUGGGGCAGUACAAUUUCAUCAGCUCCUGCUUCUCUGACAGUGUGGUUGGAAAGUUGAUGAGUCUCGUUGGUGCCAAGCAGCUCUGGAGGAACUUCCUGCACACCAAGUACGUGGAUGUCAAACCAGAUAUGAAGAAGCUCCUGUUUGAAGACCAGUGCUUCCAAGCGGUUUUUGGUACAAGCAUAUCGCCAGGCCUUUGCGCGAAUCCAACAUCAGGAGUCGGUUCAGCAUUGGAUAUUAUGCUGCGUAAACCGUUCGAGGAGGCCAUCCUGUCUCUACAUAUCUACACAGACAUAUUCCUUUACCGUUGCAAGAACCCCACGGGUGCUACCAGCUGUGAGUACACAGAUGAGAAGCGGCUACUGAUGCACAGGUGCAGGACGCUAUCCGAGUACGUUUGCUACCUGUUGGUCGUCCAUCCUGAGAUGCUGCCAGUGAGUGGCAGUGUCACUGACGUACUCCAGAAAGCUUCGGAUACCGUGGCCACAGCCAGCCAGCCAGGUCUACGGCUCCAACCAAGAAUAAACUUCUGGAGAAGCUGGCAGCGCACGGUGACCGUAAUCGCCUAGACGAUCCUGUGCUUGCAGCUGCGUCUCUUUUCCGAGGGCUUGCGGAAGAAGCCGUGCACUCUCACGAAUCGCUGCAGGUUCUUGUGCGUGCAUGGAUGGGGAUCCUCCUCUACGCCGCCGGCAAAUCUCGUGGAGACGUGCACGCGCGGCAGCUCAAUAAGGGCGGUGAGUUGCUCACCUUUCUCUGGUUGCAUUUGGCGCAUAACGGCCAUGGAGAUCUGGGUAGCUUCCAGAUUGAACUCGUUCGACUGAGUGCCGUAAAUGAGGGAGGACGUAAAAUUUUUGUUUGGGGUUAUCAGCGUCCUUGGUGAAGGAUAACCUUGUCUAUCCUUACUCAUCCCAUUGUUCUUUCUCGACAAGGUAUUUAUAUUGUCCGAUGCAUGUUGUGCUAUGCUAGAAAACAUGAUAUUAUGGCUCCUGAGAUGAUUUUCAUUUUCGGGUUCUCCACAUAUUUAAACAGAAGCCGUAUCAAACACUGUAGCAGCUUA